Molecule: messenger RNA, 1069 nt
Organism: Teleopsis dalmanni
Lineage: Eukaryota; Metazoa; Arthropoda; Insecta; Diptera; Diopsidae
Gene: Bx
Product: rhombotin-1
Biological process (GO): positive regulation of transcription by RNA polymerase II
Cellular component (GO): nucleus
Molecular function (GO): transcription coactivator activity; DNA-binding transcription factor binding
Source: RefSeq, a predicted model, not a curated record
AUGAUGACUAUGGACAUAACCAAAACAGAGCCCAAUACGGGUUCCAAUAACCCGCCGAACGGCAACAACACUAACGGCACCAACGCCAAUAGCACCAUUGCGGCUGCUGCCAACAACAACAACAACAACGGCAGCCAACUGUGCGCCGGUUGUGGCAAACAUAUCCAAGACCGCUUUUUGCUGCGCGCGCUCGAUAUGUUGUGGCACGAGGACUGUCUCAAAUGCGGCUGCUGUGAUUGUCGUCUGGGUGAGGUGGGCUCCACACUUUACACAAAAGGCAAUUUAAUGCUAUGCAAACGUGAUUAUUUAAGAUUAUUUGGUAACACUGGGUAUUGUGCUGCUUGCAGUAAAGUCAUUCCGGCUUUUGAAAUGGUUAUGCGAGCUCGAACAAAUGUCUACCACUUGGAGUGUUUUGCAUGCCAACAAUGUAAUCAUAGAUUCUGUGUUGGCGAUCGCUUUUACUUGUGCGAAAAUAAAAUACUUUGCGAAUAUGAUUACGAAGAACGUUUAGUAUUUGCUUCAAUGGCAAAUCAUCCUAUGCUAAAACGACACGCCAGCUCUAUUGGACAAGGCUCACCCACUAGUGGUGGGGGUGGACUUUUAGGCGGUGGAUCCGUUGUAAAUGGACCGGGUGCAGUGUCACGUACUGGCGAUCACAACAACAAUAAUGGUCCACAGACAACUAACGGUGGUGGUUCACCUUUCAGCGUACAGGCUGCUGCCGCCCAUAUGAAGAAUCCACUAGGUGCGUCAAGCUAAAAUAGCGCUUCAGGCAUGAGCAGCAGCUAUAAUAGCGGCUGUAAACGCUACCAAAGAAAAUUUUACGCUAGAAAUUGACUGAACUAUUGCUGAGAGAGUGCAUUGAAACAAAGCAGGAAGUGCGUACGGACAGCAGAUUAAAAUCGAAUGAGUUGAAUCUUUAGACGAUUAUUAUUUCUGGGUUUUGCGUUGCUUUUAACAUAAAUAUUUUUAGUUAAAUAUUUGUAAAUGAAUUCCAUCUUUAUCUUCUUAUUUUCUAAUCCAUAGGACAAAUUAUCUAAAAAAAUUGUUUUUAAUAGUUUAAAUUAUC